This is a messenger RNA of Camelina sativa (false flax), 1083 nucleotides long. The record is from RefSeq and is a predicted model, not a curated record. NCBI's taxonomy places the organism in Eukaryota, Viridiplantae, Streptophyta, Magnoliopsida, Brassicales, Brassicaceae.
AUCAAAUCAUCAUCACAAUGAAGCUCCUCCUUCUUCAUCUCUCUAUCUUCCUCUCCAUCCUCUUCGUCUCUCUCCCAUUUUCUUACAGCUGCACUGAAAAUGACAAAAAUGCCCUACUUGAGAUCAAGAAAUCACUGAACAACCAUCCCCUCCUCUCAUCUUGGAAUCCCCAAACCGAUUGCUGUACCGGCUGGAGCGGCGUCGAAUGCACUUACGGUCGUGUCACUUACCUCACCCUUUCCUCCAAAAAAUUCUCCGGAAACAUCCCACCAGCCAUCACCAAGCUCAAGAGCCUCGACAUCCUCUUCUUUAAGUACAGCAAUUUCUCCGGUCCGAUUCCUGAUAACAUCAGCGACCUCAAGAACCUCACCUACUUGGGCCUUUCCGAGAACCAACUGACCGGUCCAAUUCCCGGUACGCUUUCUCAGAUGCCAAAGCUCGAAGCCAUUCACGUCAACGAUAAUAAGCUAACCGGUUCUAUACCAAACUCUUUCGGUUCUUUUGUUGGCAACGUCCCUGGACUCGACUUGUCUAACAACAGGCUCUCAGGAAAAAUACCGGAGUCGUUGUCAAAACACGACUUCAACUCAGUGUUUCUGUCGGGAAACAGUUUCGUAGGAGAUGGUUCGAUGUUCUUCGGACGGAACAAAACAACAGUACAAGUGGAUCUGUCGAGAAACAUGUUUCAGUUCGAUCUCUCAAAGGUUAAGUUCGCUAAGAGCAUACUUACGUUGGAUCUGAGCCAAAACCGAAUCUUUGGGAAGAUUCCUCAGCAGCUGACUAACCUACGUCUAGAGCGUUUCAACGUGAGCUACAAUCGUCUCUGCGGUAAAAUCCCACGUGGAGGUUUCCUUCAGACCAGUGAACCAUCUGCCUUCUCUCAUAACCUCUGUCUCUGUGGGAUCCCACUUAUUAAGGCUUGUUGAUUUGGUUUAAUGGCUGGUGAAAUGUUUUAAUUUAUGUUGUUUUGUGCUAAUAAUUAUCACCGCCUACCAAGUUAAUUUGUUCCUUGUAAGAGUUUUAAUGUUAAGAAAAUGGUAAGAAUGUUGUUGAGAUAUUCAAUAAAGGAAUCUCUUUAAUAUA